This is a messenger RNA of Leguminivora glycinivorella, 1320 nucleotides long. RefSeq names its product proline-rich receptor-like protein kinase PERK10. Bases 1 to 1320 code for a protein of 439 amino acids. The transcript has a single exon. The record is from RefSeq and is a predicted model, not a curated record. Lineage: Eukaryota; Metazoa; Arthropoda; Insecta; Lepidoptera; Tortricidae.
AUGCCCCGACACGCGCCGAGGCGCCCCCCCGCCCCCCCGGGUAGGGUGGGUACCUUGAGAAACGUGUUCCGCCAUCUACCCGCACGAGGUGCAUCGAAAACCGCGACCCCCCCCGACCAGCCGGUUGAGGUGGGUAGGCCGCAACGCGGAUUUCUCGAUGUACCGACAGAAAAACCACCACUUCAAGAACCCGCCUCUGGCUCCCCGGAGCCGAGGCCUGACGUCACAUCGACCCCGAACACCUCUACGACCCCGCGGGAAGUCCCUUUCCGGCCUCCCCCGUGCAGUCACCAGGAUCGUGAUCGUAUCCUGGCCGACAGCCCGGGCAAAGCCGGGUCCCUGCCCGUGUCGCCUAUAACGGCACGCGCAAGGGAUAUGAUCCAUAGGCUCAAGGGAUACUUCCACGGCGAGGAAGUGGAGCUCCGGCCAGAAGACCACGAGGCCCUUCGCAAAGCGGAGGCCAACCCCGAGUCCAGUAUCGCCAAAGCGCUGGAACUACUGGGCAAACCACCAGCCCCAACCAAGCAGCCGCCGUCGUUCACGGAGAUCAUCCGGAGCAUCGGCCCCCCACCGUAUAUCGCGCCGUAUAAGGAGGAAGACACCACGGACCGACCCGUGGCCCCCUUCCUGGGGGCCGCGGCCACCACCCCGCCUGGCCCCGACAGCACGCCCAACGCCGCAGCCGCCCCUGCGGCUCCCAGGCCCGCGGUCGUGCCCACGGCCCCGCAACCCCUGCCGCAGGCGAGCGGUGACUCAGUCGCCGCCCCAACGCACCCCGAGGCCCUCAAGCCCAGGACCCCGACCGCCGCCACAACACACACCAGCAGCCCCGCGUCCGCCGCAGCGCCCGCUGUGGCAAACGGACAGCAGGCCGCACCCCCCGCGGCCCCCAGCACCCGCAGAACACGCAAGCCGAGCGCUGGCCCCCGCAAGGGCGCCAAACGCGCUCCUACUUGCUCCAAGGCGCCCCCACAGGGCACCAUGGAACCCGCCAACCCAGCGCCCACCGCAGUCUCCCCGACCGGCCCCGGACCACCGGCCGGCCACUGCCCCCGCCGGCAGUCCGCCGCGCCGCUACACGCGCGCCCGCCGGACGAACGCCGCCACCGCUGCCAGCCCUCACGAGCCGACAGCCCAGGACGACGAGCAGGGUACCUCGUCGCCCCCGACAACCCACGCAAGCCUAGAGGACUCCAGCCACCCCACAAGGACGACGGAAAUGGAGCACCCGUCGCCCCCACUACGCCGCUGACAGGCCACCUGCCAGCCGCAGACUGGCCACCAACACCAACGGAGACCAGUACAAGAAGCCACGCCUAG